UGUGGCAGCCAUUAGCAAACGUCCAUCCGUUUCGUGUCGAACAGCAGUAGUGAUUUAUUUGUACGGACAUUUUAUAUUAUUUUAGUGACUUUCGGACACUCUGACUCUGUGUAGUGAAACUAAUGUGAUUUAUUUUGGUAUUGUCGUUGAGAAAGACUUCAAUAAGUGGUCAAUAUUCCUAAAAUCGCGGCCAAUGUCAGCAGGCGUGUCAGAUCAGCGGAUGAAAGGGCAAGGGAACCAAGUGACAAAUGCACCGAAAGAGCAACAGUUAGAGAGCGGUGGAGACGAGUUAGCGGAGGUGUCAUGGCGUCAACAACAACCUUCAUAUGCGCCACCCAUCUCGUCAGCGGCCGACCCCUACAGCGCGGCAGGUUAUUACGGUACAACAACACUUCCUUAUCAAGCUUUUGGAGUCGGGGAUGGGACAUGGUCCACCAAUGGAACAGACCCGAUGACUUUCCUCGGAGGAUACAAUCCUCACGAUUCUUAUGGAAUGGAUGGUAGUGUAUUUGGACCUUCAACAACACCAUUCUCAACUGCUGCGUUUGGGCAGCCAGCUUCAACAUUUAAUUAUUUUCACGGCAAUGGAGACUACUCUACAUGGGGUCAACUCGGUCGCGCCAAGCAGUACGAUGACUACUAUAGAAAUGACGGGCUGUACGUGCCGGACGGAAUCAAAGCCGUCGAGUCUGGAGUACAGGCACUCUCGCUCGGGGCGGAGCACAAGAUCGAGAUGGAGCGGGCGCCCGAGCUCAAGGAUUCGUCGAGUGGAUCGCAACCCAAAAAGAUGACGUGGGCUUCCAUCGCAAGCCAGCCGGCGAAACCCGCGCCCUCCUCCCAGACCGGGGGUUUGAAGAAAAAAGGACCCGGAAUGCCACCGCCGCCGAUAGUGCCGGGAAAGCAUAACUUGGAAAUAAACGCUUGGGAUGCCGGGAAGAGCGCUCCCGUGGUGACGGCGCCGCCGCCGCCGCUGCAGCCGCCGCCCGCGCCCGCGCCAGUGACCAUGCAGGCCGCCCCGCCCGCGCCCGCGCCCCUGCCGCGCGGCCCUCCGCCGCAGCACCAGCAGCCGCCGCCCUCGUGGACGCACCCGCCGCGCGCGCCGCCGCCGCUCCAGCCGCUCCAACAGCAUCAGCAACACCAGCACCAACAGCACCAGCCGCCGAUGCAGCCGCCACACCAGCCUCGCCCGCCGAUGCCCGCCGCCCCCGCUACUGCUGCUCCUCCCGCACCUCCGAGCGGAUCGACUCCUCCGCAUCCGGUUUUAGACGAACUUCGUGUGAAGAAUGACUAUAACCCCAAGGAGUUCGAUCUGACUGCUCCAAAUGCUAGAUUUUUUGUUAUUAAAUCGUACUCUGAAGAUGAUAUUCAUCGCAGCAUAAAGUACGAAAUUUGGUGCAGCACAGAACACGGAAAUAAACGUCUCGACGCGGCAUACCGCGAGCGCGAGCGAGAGGGCGGGUAUGUCUACUUGUUUUUCUCGGUAAACGGAAGUGGGCACUUCUGUGGUAUGGCGCGCAUGACUAGUGCCGUGGAUUACAACUCGAACUCCUCCGUGUGGUCGCAGGAUAAGUGGAAGGGACAAUUCCGUGUGAGGUGGAUCUAUGUUAAGGACGUUCCAAAUGGAGAACUUCGUCAUAUCAAAUUAGAGAAUAAUGAGAAUAAACCGGUAACGAAUUCGCGUGACACUCAAGAGGUUCCGCACGCAAAAGGAUUGCUAGUUUUACGCAUUAUUCAUAGUUACUGCCACUCGACAUCCAUUUUUGAUGAUUUUAUUCAUUACGAGAGACGCCAAGAAGAAGAGGAUUCGCGCAAGGUGCCUCAACAUGUCAACCACGAAAAUAAUCGUGAUAAUCAUGAGAACGGGCGCGGAUACAGAAAUAACUAUCGGGAACAUCGGGAUGGACGUGACGGGCGGGAGCAUCGUGAUGGCCGCGACGGUCGGGAGCCGAGAGAGUAUCGGGAGCCGCGCGACGGCCGCGACUACCGGGACAUGCGCGACGGCCGCGACAGCCGCGACCCGCGGGACAUGAGAGACUCCCGCGAUCCUCGCGACCACCGCGACCCGCGCGAUCAUCGUGAUCACCGCGACCAUCGUGACGACCGCGACGGUCGCGACGGCAGAGACAAUCGGGACCACGGGUAUCGUGACCGUGAUUCUAAUUAUAGAUCCCACCAUAAGGAUAGGGAUGGUUCACGCGGCCGCGGCCGCCCUCGCAAUUGAUUGGGCGCUAUGCUAUGCGAGAGCGAUGUGAGGACUGGCUUCUCCCCAUAGACAACUUAGUAAUCGAGUUAUAAUUGGUACCGUUUACACAGCAGAUGUACAUAUCACGUAUGAUUAGUAGCAUGCGUGAAAAGAAAUGAAGCAUUUGUCUUAGAGCAAUGUGACCGCUCGAUGUUGCGUUUCAAUCUGAACAAUUUAAAUGUAACAUAGAAUAUUGUUUAAAACAGUGCAAUGCUCAUGAAAAAAACUUUCAACAAAUUAUAAUGUGCUAAAUAUUUUGUACUGGAAGAACUUUUACUAAUGCAUAGUGAACAGAACAUUAAAUAUCAACAUUAACAUGUGUCUAACGUCACAUGUUGUUGAGUGGGAUUGUGGACUUUGUUUCAAAUUUGUGGACUAAAUCAAUAAAAUAUAGUAAUUUUUAUAACUAGGAAAUUCUGUGGUGAGAGGAGUUGAUCCUUUUAUUAGGGACUGGUGAAGUUGAAGAUAACAUCAACAUAACGCAGUGCGCUGAAUGAGUGUAGUGUUAAAUAUAAUAAAAACAAUACCACCAUCAUGAGUUGCUUACCAUGAUGGAAAUGUUAUCAGAUGUAUCAGUGGUGAUUAAUUGUAACUUUUAUAUAACAAAAAUGAUUGUAAUCAAGAGGUGUGGACAUUUUAUAUAAAUUUUUUUAAUAUCAAUAUUAAGGAAAGUUGUGAGUUCUCUCGUGGCAUUAAGUUUCCCUUGCUCCAUUUUUAAUGUUUUUUUUUAUCAAUUAUGAUUUUUUUAUUCUGACAGAAUGAGAUUUUGACUUCUGGAUUAUCUAAAUUGUCAAUAACACAUUAACUGAUUGUAGAGAUGCCUAUGUACUUGUAAAGAUUAAGGGAGGCAAACUGUUUUGGCCAACAAUGUUUAUUAUACUUAUGUACUGUACAUAUUAUAUGUAUUGUGAUGAGUCUUUUUCUAUGUUUAAGCGCAACUUGUGUGACGAGAGAAAUUUGACAAUCAACUAAAGGAAAUAUGUAUUUGUUACUAUCAUGUAUUGUCUCCCCACCUUAAUUUUAAAGUGCCUUUUGAUUUUUUGUAUCUUGUUCUUCAGUUGUGUUGAUAGAUCUAGUGCCACAUAGUUAUUUUUUAUUUUCAAAUAAAUCAUUUGUAGUUAGUAAAAUGCUGAUGCAUUCAAAUUUUGUUUUAAUAUUUUAGUUUUAACUUGAAAUUAUUUUAAAACAUCAUGGAUACUAUUUACUGUUUCAUGCAAGACAUCUUAGUUACAGAAAUGGUCUAUAUGAGGUAAGAUCCCUCCAAAACUGGAUUAAAGCCUGUCAUAGAAA
Amyelois transitella is the source of this 3532-nucleotide messenger RNA. RefSeq names its product YTH domain-containing family protein 3 (gene Ythdf). The record is from RefSeq and is a predicted model, not a curated record. Lineage: Eukaryota; Metazoa; Arthropoda; Insecta; Lepidoptera; Pyralidae. The coding region runs from base 194 to 2221 and encodes 675 amino acids. The transcript is spliced from 6 exons. Gene Ontology annotation, molecular function: N6-methyladenosine-containing RNA reader activity; mRNA binding. Gene Ontology annotation, cellular component: cytoplasm. Gene Ontology annotation, biological process: mRNA destabilization.